AUGAACUCUUUCCUUGCCCUAGCUUACCGUGAUACUCCUCAGAUAUCCAUUUCAGAGUAUGCUUAUGAUUUACCAGAAGUCCGGGAGUCCAUAUGGCUCGAUGUGAACGACUCGACUGCCUCUACACUCAUGCCUGAGCUCAGAAAGCGCGCUAGCACCCGAAAAGGUCAGAAGGGGAAGGUGGUGCCUACUCAAAGAUCAUUACUAGAUCUGUUUUCUAUCAAGGCCGCUGCUGGCAACAGUCCGCCUUCCACCGCUGCGUCGGAAUCACAAAGAUCCGAGGGAGACACCAAGAGCACAGAAGCCAGCGAUAUUGAAUUGGUCGAGAUUUCGGACGCGAGUCCAGGAACAACGGAUGUGGAAAUGCUAUCGAGCGAAGGCAUACUGGACGACUCAGAUACCCCUUCAGGACAAGAUGCCUUAGUAGAGGGCCUCAGCCGUGAAAAGCCCAUCAUCAUAGACUCAAGUCCUGUCAAGCCCCUCAAAGCUAGUGAUGAAUCCCCAAAGGCUUUCUAUUCCAUUUUCGCACCUCGACGUAAACCCGCUACAAGGAUCAGCCCUAUAAGGCGGAGCUUCCACAAUAAAUUCGUCGAUGCCCCCCUGCCAGAUCGUCACACACAGCACGUUCGAGGGCCUCAGACCCUUUUCCGCCCAUCAGCAACGGAAUUAGUAAAGCGCCGGCCGGAUGCACAGCAUCAUCCGACGGCAGGCCCUAUGUCCCUGUCCACUGACCCUUGUGCCUCAAGCGCAGUACACGUCAGCGGCUCGCCGAAUGCAAUUGCGAUCUCGACUCCGACAUCAGAAGCCAUGCUUGUUGCUCCACCUUCUCUGGACACGCGAAUGCCAUGCACCUCUGACUCCGCGGCUGGACCCUCAUCUUGCGACACCGACCCUCAAGGCAGUCCGCUGCUAGGAACGAGCUUCGACGACAUCCCCCUGUCUCACCGUGCGUAUCCAGCUAUCCGGCGUGUUGUGGAGCUGUCUUUGGCUCGGGAAAAAGACCAUCUAAAUGAGUCUGCUUUGUCACACGAGCUAUGGACAGAUAAGUGGCGUCCUCGACGUGCCGACGAGACGCUCGGAAAUGAAGACCGCGCACUCUAUCUGCGCGCGUGGCUACUCGCCCUCAAACUACGUGUCGAGACAUUACCUUCGGAGGGCCCGACUCAAAAUUUAGGUAGCCAGCCUGAGCCCAAGAAGAGAACGAAGCCAAGAAAAGAAGCGCGAGGAGUCAAGCGACCGCAAGUUCUAAGGCAAAUUCACAAGCGCAGAAAGCGGCAGCGAUUAGACUCGGAGGAACCGGAUGACGCGUGGCUCGUGGACGACGGGGUCGAGUCUGAUUGCGUUUGGGGGGAGGCCGAAAGCGAGGACGAGGUCGCGUUCUGUCAGCGAACGCUCUCUCGGCUGCAACGUGCCCCAGGAGAAGCCGCGGAUGAGGCACCCUGUGAGCCUAUUAAAUCAUCUACCGAGCCCGAGGCGGGUGCCGUCCCUGAUUUCUCCUGUUCCGCCCCUCGUUUCGGCGAUCAAAUUCACAACACGAUUCUCCUGCACGGCCCGUCCGGAUGCGGGAAGACUGCGGCCGUCUAUGCGUGUGCGGAGGAGCUGGGGUGGGACGUCUUCGAGGUGUACCCGGGCAUUGGCGACCGCAGCGGCACAGCCCUGAACAAGCUCAUCGGCGACGUGGGGAAGAACCAUCUGGUGAAGCAGACCCAGCGCCAGCAGAAGCGGCUGUUCGUUGGUGGUCGUGAAGGGGAUGCAAUAGCGGGCGCGGACGGGAUGCGAGAAGCGCACCGUCCGGUACACAGGCGUCUCAGGCGCGUGGACUCGGAGCAAGAAGUGAAUGUCACCAAUGUUCUUGGGGAUUACGCGACAGCACCGGACAGCGCAAUAAACUCCCCGUCCCAGCCGUCGGUCUCCCAGUCCAUUAUACUUGUUGAGGAGGUAGACGUGUUAUACGAAGGCGACAGUGGUUUCUGGCCCGCAUUGAUCAACAUCAUCAAGGACUGUCGGAGACCGGUGGUCUUGACGUGUAACGGCGAGUGUCAACAAAUUAGCGCGCCAUCCUCCAGCUACAAUUUGGGGUCGUGGGCCAUCCUGAAGGCAGUAAAGGGGAUUGCCCAAAUCACAUAUCGGUCGCCCCGCCAGACGCGCUUCCUGAGCUGCCUUGUAACGAAGCCUCUCAAAUGGGAUCCCCGGAUGCCUUGCGGCGCAUGGAUCAAUGAAACGAUGAUGGUCGAGCCACGCACUGCCGACACGGAGCUGGGGUAUACGCCCUUGCCCUGUGAUGCAGCUACGGCCGCGUCAGCGCUGCCUGUUAAUGAAUCCUUUUACCGCCAGGAUGUCAUAUUUGCACGCGAGGCGCUUGCGAGGUGCCAGAAUCAACUUGGCUGCAAGUGUUUCCUGCCCACGGAUCUCCAGGGCUGCGCCCCUUCGGCACGAGAGCGUGCCGCCCAGACGAUUGCUGGCCUUGAAGAGCUGCAGAUUCCUGUGCGUGCGCUGACGGAUCGUACCGCGGUGUUCAUGGACUACGGACCUUGGGUGAGGUAUAUGGUCGGCAUCGACGACGCCAACAUGGCGGCACUGCAGGAGUCCGAGGCGGCGAAGGAGGGCACACGGCGGACGCGGAACAGCCAGAAGUCCUACGAGAUCGUGCGCCACAUACCUAUGAGCGAGGCUGGCCGACGGACGCUUGCGCGCGUACUUGUCCAGCAAUCUCGCAGUGAUCGAGCGCGAUUCUCGGGGCGUUAUCGAGUCGCUCUGCGCCGGGAGCAGUGUUUGCUGUGCUGCACGGGCGCGUCCCUGGGCAUCCGGACGGGUGGCUCGGCCUUCUCGCGGAGAAUGCAGAACGGUGGCAGGCCGAUUCGGAGCGAAAUAGCGGGCAGCAUCGCAUGGAAGUCGAACAAGCGUGGCUACGGCCGGGCACCCCGCUCUCACUCGCUACAUACGCUGCAGAGUGAGAUUAGGAUUAUGCGGAUUGUUGUAUGCGGGCUUAAAUUGCGGGGGAGGACAAGGGUGCAGAGCGAGGCUGGGGAUGGCAGCCACGCGUCUGUGUUCUCUUCCUUAACCACUGCAGUGGUCCGUAUAAGCACCUCCCGCGUAGACCCCCUCCCCGCUCCUCCUCCCAGGCCCAUGCACAACACGGGCUCGCCUCGCGCUCCUCCGCACGACCCUCCCUCCGCCCCGUCCAACCCCUCCGCCUCGCCCACCGUGCCUGCCCGACAUUCGCCCGUAGCUCCCCUCGCACCCCUCGAAUUCCUCCAGAACCAGCGCAGAGGAUCCAUCACAGACCCUUCACUGCAUGCUGGCCCGGCAGCGCACUCACAUAUGACCAACUCCGCAGCACUGGGCAGCGGGCCAUCAUCCUUCCGCCGUCUCAACUCCCCUCCCCUCCCCGCGUUCUCUGUAGCCCACGAUCAUCCACCACGAGGCCCGCUCGCACCGCCCCAUCCGGCGUCUUCCUUCAGAUUCGGCGAUGCAUCUGCGCUAUCGUCGGAAAGCAAGGCCCAUUCGAGAAGGCCGCAGCGAUCGUCGUCUGCAGACGGUAAAAGACCCGCACUGGCUGAUGAGACCCGUCGAGAAUCCGAGGGCGGCCCUGAAAGAAGUCCGUCUGGCAGCAGAGAAGAUGGUGCUGUCGCUGGAGCGUCCGGAAGGACCCACGGUGACAGGAUGGACGUUGAUUCGCGGGAGCAUAAGCCCGAGCCACGCGAGCAGGGGGGGUCACGUCACCUUGCUGCGCGCGAGGCUGGGCAGGCGGGAUACAGCGCGCGGCGUCACUCGAUAGCGGCUGGUCCUCGGGCGUCGGGGCUGCUGCACGAUCGACACCUACCUUCUCCAGUUCAGGGGAUCAAACGGAAGAUGUCGCCGGAGGCGGGGGUGCAGAGCCCGGGGAUGGAAGACAUGGAUGGGCCUGGUAGUGGGAUGGAGACAGAGGGCCCCGCGCCGAAACGGCGUGGGUCGGCGAUUGACACGCAGAAGAUUGCGCAGCUGAGCUUGUACGAUCGUCGAAAUUCUGUGGAUGCGCGGGGAGGGGGCCGGGAGCGGUGGGGAGGGGAGAGACGGGAUACGACGCAUGCGAGUGCGGGUGCGGGUGCAAGUGCAAGCACGCCGAUGGCAGCCAGUGGCUACUCCACGCCGCCGUCGGGAGUUGCCGGGGAGUUGCCACAUGGGCGGCCUCCUGGCGGCAUCGCUACAUUCGCGUGGCCUGCCAACCCUCAGCAUCCCGAUCAGGCCUCCCCCAUGCAGAACGAGCCCAAUGUUAAUAUGGCGGGCCCUCCGCACUCAUACGACCCUCUCAGCACCAUGCCUCCCGUCUCCUUCGCCCAGGAUCGCCGAAUGUCUGCCCCUGCCAUUUCCCCCGAAAAUUUGCCCUCCCCGCCCUCCACAGGCCCGUCCCGCGUCCUCAGGUCACGCUCCCGUCCCCCGUCGCGUGUCCGAGCCGCAGACCAAUCACCUUUCUCCAAUCCCGCCGGUCCAUCAUCCGCCCCCGUGGGCGACGAUGCUGCCGCCCAGCAGGCCCUCAAGGAGUCCGGCUCGACCCCCUACUCCCGCUCCCCCGAGCUGCGCGUGUCGCACAAGCUCGCGGAGAGAAAGCGCAGGAAGGAGAUGAAGGAGCUCUUUGACGAGCUACGCGACCAGCUCCCCGCCGAUCGCGGCAUGAAAGCAAGCAAAUGGGAGAUCCUCAGCAAAGCGAUCGAUUUCAUUAUGAACUUGAAGCAAAGCCACCAGGAGAUGGGCCGCGAGAUUGAGAUGCUACGGCACGAGCUCGACAGCAUACGACAUGGCAUGCCGCCACCACCCUUCCCGCCCGGGCCCCCGCAGUCGGUCGUGUAUGCGCACGGCCCGCCCGUUGGCGUGCAGUCGUAUCCGCACCCCGGCCCUCCAGGCGCGCCCCCGCCUCUACACCAGGGCCCACCGCCCCCACACCAAGCACCUCCGCACCAUCAACCACCAACACCCCACCAGCCGCUGCCGUCUGGGCAACCGCCACACUCACGACCGGGAUCGUCACAAAACAUAUACCCCCCUGGCCCGGGGCCUAUGGGGCAGUCCCCCAACGCGAAUAAUGGCGCGUCGGGCGUGCAGAUCGCGAAGACAGACCCCUCAUCAUAA
Messenger RNA from Postia placenta MAD-698-R-SB12, 5106 nucleotides. RefSeq lists its product as hypothetical. The record is from RefSeq and is a predicted model, not a curated record. The transcript is spliced from 13 exons. Lineage: Eukaryota; Fungi; Basidiomycota; Agaricomycetes; Polyporales; Adustoporiaceae. Bases 1 to 5106 code for a protein of 1701 amino acids. Gene Ontology annotation, molecular function: DNA binding; protein dimerization activity. Gene Ontology annotation, cellular component: nucleus.